AGAGAGAGAGGGAGAGAGAGAAGCGCUGUUUGUGGUAGUCUGUUCGAGACUCUAGUCUCCACCACCACCACAACCCACCACAAUGGCCAGAGGCUUGAAGAAACAUUUGAAGAGGCUCAAUGCCCCAAAGCACUGGAUGCUGGACAAGCUUGGCGGCGCAUUCGCACCAAAGCCAUCAUCAGGACCACAUAAAUCUAGGGAGUGCUUGCCCUUGAUUCUUAUCCUGCGAAACAGAUUGAAGUAUGCUUUGACAUACCGUGAAGUCAUCGCCAUCUUGAUGCAACGUCAUGUUCUUGUUGAUGCGAAAAUUAGGACAGAUAAAACCUAUCCUGCUGGUUUCAUGGAUGUUGUAUCAAUUCCAAAGACAAAUGAGAAUUUUCGUCUCCUUUAUGACACAAAAGGUCGUUUCAGGCUGCACUCCAUCCGGGAUGAGGAGGCCAAGUUUAAGCUGUGCAAAGUUCGAUCGGUCCAGUUUGGGCAGAAAGGCAUCCCAUACCUCAACACCUAUGAUGGGCGGACUAUCCGCUACCCAGACCCUCUCAUCAAGGCCAACGACACCAUCAAACUUGACCUGGAGACAAACAAGAUCACUGAUUUCAUCAAGUUUGAUGUUGGGAAUGUUGUCAUGGUGACUGGGGGAAGGAACAGAGGGCGUGUUGGAGUCCUCAAGAACAGGGAGAAGCGUAAGGGAAGUUUUGAGACUGUCCACAUCCAGGAUGCCCUUGGUCAUGAGUUCGCUACUCGCCUGGGAAAUGUUUAUACCAUUGGAAAAGGUACAAAGCCAUGGGUGUCUCUUCCUAAGGGCAAAGGUAUCAAGUUGUCCAUCAUUGAGGAGGCAAAGAAGAGGCUCACUGCUCAAUCUGCUGUAACUGCAUAAAUUUUGUUAAUGGUAAUUUGUUGAGGAUACCGGUUAUAGUGAGUUAUAUCUGCUGGACUUGUUUGCAGGUUGGAGCUAUCAUUUUGCAACAGUAGGACUAUGUUGGAGAAUUUAUGUUUCAUUUUUAUUUCAGUACCUAUUGAAAUUCAUUUUUGUUGUUUCAGGUUUCAAGUUUGGGUCCAGUUUUUUUUUAAAAAAACUGUCAAGUUUGGUUAAAUCUGAUGUUGGUUAUUGGUGUGAUACGAAACUUUAGAGCAGCUGUAUCCCCUAUUUCAGAUAUUGAUGUUCUGCUAUGGUACA
Messenger RNA from Ilex paraguariensis (yerba mate), 1177 nucleotides. The record is from the annotation of a GenBank genome assembly. Lineage: Eukaryota; Viridiplantae; Streptophyta; Magnoliopsida; Aquifoliales; Aquifoliaceae.